CGCAUUUCUAGAGCAGACGUCACGGGCGGGCAAGUUUGGGCUAGCCCAUGAGCUAGCCACUGCGAUCCUCACGAAAGCGUGAAAAUUAAUGCGUUGAAAAAAUUUGUGCCCCUUAUGCGCAUCUUAAAAUUGCUGCCGCUACCACGCGGCUUACGAGUAUUGCCUGAGGCGACAGUGGUUUUAUUCGUUCGCUGGACUUAAUCGCCGUUUCAGCAUUCUCAAAAUUCCCGUUCUUCCCUCUGUGUUGCUUGCCGCGGGGACGCGCACAGACUGACGGCUUGCUUCUGUGUGUCGACUCCCGUGGCGUCGCAUAUCUCCGGACUGUCUGAAUCGUGUAACAUUCAAUCUUUCGUUUGCGAAGCAUCAUACUUCGGCGCAAUGGCGAACCACUUCCUCCCCGAUCUCAAGCUUGUCCUGAAGGGCGCCGAACAAGUGGCGAAAGCCCUGUGCGAGCACGGCGCCUCCGAACUUCGACAGUCGUGGCACAAUUCGAGCGUCCGGACGGUGGCGAAGAGGGUGACCAUGGACGUCGAAGAUGUGGUCAGCAACGCCGUAGCCAACCCUCAGAAGGCUGGGUUAGAAGCUACAAAAGCUGUCUCCGAGACCGUGCAGAGGUUGUCCAUGGUACCCGAGGGCAUCAAGCAGUUUACGGUGCACGCGAUCCAGCAUGCACGGCAUCAAGAUGCCCACGCAGUGGAUGCGUCUAAGAAGCCACCGUGGGAUGGCUUACAAGACGAAACCCAUCUUGGCUACACGUCUAGCACCAUUCCAGAGGUGUCUGCAGCCUACACCAAGCAUGGCAGGAACGUCGAUGUGGCAGCUGGCACUGUGCUAGAAACCCCCACGGUGUACAGCCAGCAUGUCGGCAGCGCCGACACUAUGCCCAGUCCAACCACGAGCGGCGUUGCUUCGUCAACACUGGACAGACCCGUUUCGCCAGUAGAGCCAAGCGUAACAACGGAACAAAAGCCCGAUGCCCAGUUUAUACAGCAGCGACCCGUCUCUUCUGGAAGCGCACCGGUGAAACCACAUUUCGUGACCACAAGUUAUAAACCAAUGCUGACUGAGCACUCCAAGGCCUCAAAAGUGCCUGCUUCAAGAGUCGGAAGGCUCAUUUCAUACGGAGGUCUUGCUGCUGGACUGGGCCUAGGGGCGCUUGCGGAAGUGACCCGACGGACCCUGGGCAUGACGGACUCAAAGACGGACAUCGGCUCAGCUGUGUUGAAUUCUGACAACCCGUUCCUGACCCAGGCAAACAUCAGCCGCAUUGUGGACACGCUCUGCAAGGUCCGCGGAGCCGCACUAAAGAUUGGUCAGGUCCUCAGCAUUCAGGAUAAUACACUCAUCAGUCCCCAAAUCCAGGCAAUAUUUGAGCGUGUCAGGCACUCUGCAGACUUCAUGCCUGAGUGGCAAAUGGAGAGGGUGAUGGUGCAAGAAUUCGGACCCGACUGGGAAUCAAAGGUGGCAUCGUUCGAACGCAAGCCGUUUGCGGCAGCCUCCAUCGGCCAAGUUCAUCAUGCCACUCUGCACGAUGGCAGAGCAGUGGCAGUAAAAAUUCAGUAUCCCGGUGUAGCCAAAGGAAUCAACAGCGACAUCAACAACCUCAUGGCCAUACUCAAGUACUGGGACAUAAUCCCAAAAGGCAUGUACAUUGACAAUGUCGUAUCCGUGGCCCGCCGGGAACUCACCUGGGAAGUAGACUACGUGCGGGAGGCCGAGUGUGCCAAGAAGUUCAAGAAACUGGUGGAGCCAUAUCCUGAAUACUAUGUCCCAGAUGUCAUCGACGAAUUGUCGACAGGCCAGGUGUACACGAUGGAGCUCAUCACGGGGACCCCUGUAGACAAGCUCGUCGACGCUUCGCAGGAACUGAGGAACAAGGUCAGUUACAACAUGCUGAAGCUGUGCCUGCUGGAGCUGUACGACUUCAACUUCAUGCAGACGGAUCCCAACUGGUCAAACUUCUUCUACAACAGUGACACUGACCAGCUCAUGCUCCUAGACUUCGGUGCGUGCCGGGAAUUUGAUAAGAGCUUUGUGGACAAGUACAUGCGGGUGAUCAAGGCAGCAGCCGACUGUGAUGAAGCCAAGGUGCUCGCAUAUUCCAAAGAUCUCGGCUUUCUCACCGGCUACGAAGCCAAGGUGAUGCAGAAGGCGCACGUCGACGCGGUCAUGAUUCUGGGUGAAGCGUUCUCCAAGGACGGCCCCUUCGACUUUGGGACACAGAACACGACACGCCGGAUACAGAACCUGGUGCCCGUGAUGCUGCAGCACCGGCUGACACCGCCUCCCGAAGAGACGUACUCGUUGCAUCGAAAGAUGUCCGGGAUAUUCCUGCUCUGCGCCAAGUUGCGCGCCAACAUCAACUGCAAGAAAAUGUUUGACGAGACCUACGCUCGAUACCGAUUCGAGAGCUGAUGCAUCGUACAUUGGCGAUGCGGGUCGACGGUACUAGUGUAGCAUAAGGAAUGGUCCUCGUAAGGCUUAGGUCCGCAUUCACGGAUUUCGAGUACUGGAUCAUUGGAUUGUUGUGACAAGACAUGCCACCCAUGCUGUUGUGAUAGUCAAUUCUUUACGAGUAUUUGCCGCAAGUGACCCUGUGAGUGCGUCAAUAGACCCUUUUCCUUAUUCUCAAGUGCGCUUCAUCGCAAUGCACGUUCAGUCAACUAAUGGCGGCACUGGUCAUAGUUCGAUUGAAGACGAGGUGUUUGCUGCUUAUGCUGGCAUUAGUUAGGCUAAUCACCUUGCAGGAAAGCUAACGUUAUAAUUAAGAAGCUAGUCCAUUAUGAUUGCUUUUUAGGUAAACAAUGGCACCUGCCUCCCACAGGACGUCUGCAUUCAUAGCUCUGAAGUGGAGUGUGCAGGUAACACUAUUUUGUAGCUACGGCACGUUCAGAUUUUGCAAUGUGGACAGUUGCACCGAUAUGCAUGCAGUAAUCCUCCCAAAGCAAGUAACCAUUGCCUUUUGAACACGAUGCUUUUAUAAGUAUAGUCUGCGAUUGAAGCAAUUGUCUUACGUAUGCAGUGUCCUUUGAAACUACUAUGGCAUUAAGUCUGAAAGCUUGUUGCAAGUAUGUGAAGCCGAAGCUUUUGGCAGCUGUCCCACGUUUAAUGAAAGUGCCGCACUUUUUCCAAUGCGAUACUGUUUCUAAUUAACGUUUUCAUGUGAUCAGUGAUGAUCAACCAGCUAGUCAUAGUAGAACUGUAUAUUUUGGGCACAUAACCCACCACAACUGCGUAUAACCCGCACCCUCAAUUACAAAAGCCCGGAGAGAAAAAAAUAUAUACAUAUAUCUGCGCGUAUAAUCCGCGGAAACCACUGCGUACAACACUCAAAUGUUCGCAAGAACAGUCUCCACUCGCAGAUGCACAACUUGUCCAUGUUGUAUCUUUGGCCAGAGGCUCAGCUCCCCCAUUCUUCGGCCAUGCUGACGAUGCUGGACUCACGUGCGGGACAUUAUCACGGACGACUCAGUCACAGGACAUGAAUCUGAUCACUUGGCAGCUAGCACCCUUGCCCGCACGACAGCAUAUGACAGCGCACAUGGAGAAGCCCUCACAUGGACAACGACGGCAGAGCACAUGCGACCGAGCCGAAAAUCCCAACGGUGAUUUGGCUCACCGCCGUAUCGCAAAGCAUUUCGCGCAGACCAAGGGAGCGUCAUGGGUGCAGGCGACUCACCAGUUUGCCGGCGCAGAAUGCGCUAACUACUUAAACGCAAAAUGGCGACCUGUAAAGAGAAGAGGAAUGGGCGACCAUGAAAGAGGGGAGCUUCAACAUGCAGGAGUGGGGUUCCCGAGAAUAUAACGAAACGUUGAAUGGCGCAGAAUCUUGCCUUGAAGUGUAGCUUCACAGCAGCGCAGUGCGCGUUGCCGUGAAGCCACACUUCAAGGCAAGAUUUACAUACAACCCUCACUGCCCACUUUACUGUAAGAAUUUUUUUUAUGCGGGUUAUACGCACAAAAGUGCGGUACUUUGACUUGCUUGGCAAGCAUUGCUGCAUCGGCGAGUAAAAAACAACACCAAGAAGGCAGCGGCAAAGAAUUUGCAAAUAGUCUGUGCCAUUUGUAAGCAGUGUAGGCCAUAUCCACAACACACCUUGACUUUUCCGAAAGCAGUGUCACUAACUGGUAUAGUCAAUGCACCUUUGACAUUCCUUGGCUAUAUUAAAGUUACUUCAUUAUUA
This is a messenger RNA of Dermacentor albipictus, 4184 nucleotides long. It is a transcript of the gene Coq8, whose product is annotated as ubiquinone biosynthesis protein COQ8, mitochondrial. The record is from RefSeq and is a predicted model, not a curated record. Gene Ontology annotation, biological process: ubiquinone biosynthetic process. NCBI's taxonomy places the organism in Eukaryota, Metazoa, Arthropoda, Arachnida, Ixodida, Ixodidae.